Chelonia mydas (Green sea turtle) is the source of this 8200-nucleotide messenger RNA. Its product is annotated as organic solute transporter subunit alpha. Gene Ontology annotation, cellular component: endoplasmic reticulum membrane; plasma membrane. The transcript is spliced from 8 exons. NCBI's taxonomy places the organism in Eukaryota, Metazoa, Chordata, Testudines, Cheloniidae. The record is from RefSeq and is a predicted model, not a curated record. Gene Ontology annotation, biological process: bile acid and bile salt transport. Bases 575 to 1579 code for a protein of 334 amino acids. Gene Ontology annotation, molecular function: transporter activity.
UGCGUGCCUUAGGGAGCUCUGUCUCUGUGUCUCCCUUGCGGAACAGGGGCAUCUUUAUUGUCUUUUAUCGCACCUCGCAAAUAAAGAGUAGAGGGGACAGGGACACAAGCGUACUGGUGUCAGCGUGGGACCUCCCUGGGAAGAGGACGCUGCGAAGGCGCAAGGCAGGAGUGUAAAGGGUAAGACACACAGGCAGCCCAGCGAGGCCGUGCUCAGUCUCCGAUCGCUCGCUUUCCCCUUCGCCUCGCUGCCUGCGCCCUGCGCCGCCGGACCCCGCCGCCCCGUCACCGAGCCCCUGCCGUGCCCGGCGGGAUCUUUGCCCGGCCCCUCGUGCGGCGGCGUGGUUCGAGCGGAGGGAGACGGAGCUGGCUGGUGGGACUUUUUACCCAAUCGCAAGGUGGAUGGGAGGAAAUGUACAUUUGGCAAGUCUCAGCGCCUGACUGGAAAAGCGAAGAAAAAGUAGAAGUGCUUUGUUCCUCGGCCAUGCCCACGCCUCUGGGGAGCGGGGACACGGGCAAGGAACCAGCCUCCCAGGGGCAGCGGGAGGAGGCAAGUCUCAACAGAAGCUACAGACAUGGAGAAUGGGACCGAGCCUGUCUGCGCGGCAAAUGAGCGCCCGUUUACUCACGAAAUUGUCAGAAGCCUUGAUCUAACAGGUAUAUUUCUCUUUGCCAUCUUGACUCUAAUGACGCUAACAGCCAACCUGGUGUUUGUAGAGGAAGUGUUCUAUAUCUACAGGAAAACCCCCUCCUCUAAAAGGACGAUUUUUAUUUGGAUAAAUGCAGCAGCUCCGGUUAUAGCUACUACAUCAUGCAUCGGGAUGUGGAUUCCUCGCUCAACAAUGUUUACAGAUUUCACUGCAGCAGUUUUUUUUGCCAUUGUGAUCCACAAGUUCAUGCUGAUGAUGAUUAAAGAGUGUGGAGGUCAAAAGUUAUUUCUCACUAGAUUUGAAAAUGAUCGUUUCAAGAUCAGCACAGGUCCCUGCUGUUGCUGUUGCCUUUGCCUCCCUCAUGUACACAUCACUAGACGAACCCUGUUUCUGCUGAAGUUGGGGACCUUUCAAUUUGCUUUCCUUCGACCUGUGCUAAUGUUUCUGUCAAUAGUGCUUUGGACCAAUGGAAACUACAGCCUUUCUGAUUUGACUCCUAAUGGAGCUGCAAUAUGGAUUAACUGCUUCGUCGGUGUCCUUACAAUGAUUGCUCUAUGGCCGAUUGGAAUCAUGUUUCAACAAGUUCAAGUUCUUCUUAACCCUAAGAAGAUCAGCCCUAAGUUUGCACUUUAUCAGUGUGUCCUCAUUCUGAGCCAACUCCAGGCAGCCAUCAUCAACAUCCUGGCUCUGCAGGGAAUUAUUCCCUGUGCACCACCUCUGGCUUCUUCAGCAAGAGGAGCAUAUAUGAAUCAACAGCUCCUCAUAAUGGAAAUGUUUCUGAUAACACUGAUCUCAAGGGUGGUGUAUAGGAAAAGAUAUGAUGAUCUGAAACUUCCAGAGUGCACUGACCAGGAAACUAGCGACAGCAAACAGAACACCAAGAUCAACCUAAAAGGCAAAUUUAUUGAAGAUGGAACCCAAAAUGUGUAGAAGGUGGAUGGAUGUGCUGUCUUGUGAAAGCUGGGACAAUACUUGUAGCCCAACUCAGCUUGCCCAUGGCAAGAUCCUGACUAAUGUAUAUUCUUUACUUGAGGAGACGUCCAUUGCAGCCUUUAUAUCCUUAUACUGCAAAUAGCAGAUUUCCAAGCUGGAACAGCUUCUGGUAUAAAUUCCUGUGACCUGGACAGAAAGGACCAAAAAGUGGGAGGAUAAACCUCCUUAUUUUCCAGAGAUACUGUCAUAAAUAUAAAGGGAAGGGUAAACCCCUUUAAAAUCCCUCCUGGCCAGAGGAAAAAUCCUCUCACCUGUAAAGGGUUAAGAAGCUAAAGGUAACCUCGCUGGCACCUGACCAAAAUGACCAAUGAGGAGACAAGAUACUUUCAAAAGCUGGGAGGAGGGAGAGAAACAAAGGGUCUGUGUCUGUCUGUGUGAUGCUUUUGCCGGGGAUAGACCAGGAAUGGAGUCUUAGAACUUUUAGUAAGUAAUCUAGCUAGGUAUGUGUUAGAUUAUGAUUUCUUUAAAUGGCUGAGAAAGGAACUGUGCUGAAUAGAAUGACUAUUCCUGUCUGUGUGUCUUUUUUGUAACUUAAGGUUUUGCCUAGAGGGAUUCUCUAUGUUUUGAAUCUAAUUACCCUGUAAGGUACCUACCAUCCUGAUUUUACAGGGGUGAUUCCUUUACUUCUAUUAAAAGUCUUCUUGUAAGAAAACUGAAUGUUUUUUCAUUGUUCUAAGAUCCAAGGGUUUGGGUCUGUGGUCACCUAUGCAAAUUGGUGAGGAUUUUUACCAAACCUUUCCCAGGAAGUGGGGUGCAAGGGAGGAUUUUGGAGGGAAAGAUGUGUCCAAACUACGUUUCCCAGUAAACCCAGUUAGAGUUUGGUGGUGGCAGUGGAGAUCCAGGGACAAAGGAUAAAAUUAAUUUGUACCUUGGGGAAGUUUUAACCUAAGCUGGUGAAAGUAAGCUUAGGAGGUUUUCAUGCAGGUCCCCACAUCUGUACCCUAGAGUUCAGAGUGGGAGAGGAACCUUGACAGAUACAUACACAGAGUGAGAGAUUUCUGUCUCCAUAUAAUUUCAUGCAGUUGUCAGACAGUUUAGGUCCCAUCAGCUUGUUUGAACCCUGCAGUGUAAAUGUGAAUUGAUAUAAUACAGGUUUGCACAUAUUAUGGUCUUUAUAUAAUGUGGCAACACUGGAGACUCACUCUUUUUGUUUUUUUCCUCAUUUCAUGUAGCCACCUCUGUGUUUGGAGCUCUCUCCCUGUUCCAACAAUUCAGGUGCCCACCCUCUCUUUGUUCAAAUCCCUCCUCAACUCUCACUCUUCUCACCAAACCCACAACAGCUAACAUACCUCAGUAUAUAUAUCCUUUCAGACCCCAAAACAUCCUGCAUGCGAUAUUCAGCUCAGUAGAUGAUAAGCUCUUUGGUGAGGGCUGUCACUUUUUCCUGUCUUUUUUUAUACCAGUGAUUCUGAAUCUUUCCAGACUACUGUACCCCUUUCAGGAGUCUGAUUUGUCUUGCAUACCCCAAGUUUCACCUCACUUAAAAUUACUUGCUUACAAUAUUGACAUAAAAAUACAGAAGUGUCACAGCACACUAUUACUGAAAAAUUGGUUACUUUCUCAUUUGUCUGUAUGAAAUUUAAAUUUGGACUGACCUCGCUUGUGCUUUUUAUGUAGCCAGUUGUAAAACUAGGCAAAUACCUGGAUGAUUUGAUGUACCCCCUGCAAGACCUCUGCGUACCCUCAGGGGUAUGCAUGUCCCAGGUUGAGAACCACUGCUUUAUACCAGUAAGCACACAGUAACCAUUCAUGACUAUUUAAUAAUAGCUAUCAGUAGUCCUCCCCAUGGGAGGCAGUGUGAUCCAAUGGAUCAGGUAUGGGACUAGGAGAUAGGUGAGGUGGGUUAUGUUCUGUGCUCUGCCACUGACCUGCUGUGCCUUAGUGUCCCCAUCUGUAAAAUGGGGAUAAUGAUACUUAACUAUCUUUGUGAAGCACUUUGAGAUAAUGUAUACACAUUUUUCUAUAAAGCUAAGUAUUUUUAUUAACAGGAAUCAUUUUCAAAUAAUUGCUCCCCCUCACCCCCAAUCCUGAGCCAUCCUGAAGCCCACUAGGGACAGGGGUUCUCAAACUUUUUUUGCUGGGCCGCCAUUUGAAAGUAUUUCAAGCUCUGAUGUCCCUCCUCCCAUACCAUGCCACCCUUAUUUCUGCUCUGCUGCUUACUUCAGAGCUGGGCACCUUGCCAGCAGAUGCCGCUCUCAUGACCCCCCCACAAUAGUCUUGUGACCCCCUUUUGGGUCAGGACCCCCAGUUUAAGAAACACUACACUAAGACUUAGACUGUUUUUAGACUUGUUGGUCCAAAUACUGCCAUCACUGACACCCAUUGGUUAGUCUCAUUUCAAUGAAUUUCCGUCUAUCGUAAGGGGUCCCUGGAAAUCCAGUGUUCUUUGAGGAGGCUAAUUGCUCCAUUUUUGGUUUGAUAUAACUUCUGACACCAUGUAAUGUUUAGUAAGCUGUCAGGAGUUGUGUGUCAUGAGAGAGCAGCAUUCAGCUCCUUCUCAGUCUCUUCUGGCUUCUCUAGUUCACAUUGGGCAUGGAUGCUUUGACCAUAUGUACACUAGGAAAAUGUAUCUGUUUUAAAUACAUGAUAUCAGAUAUGACUUAGCUUCUAGAUUCUCCCACUAAGGUUAAUCAUGACCAGCUUACACUUUUUAAACACGAUUGUACUUGUCCAUGCUAUAUGCCAAAGCAUGUUUAACAUCUUGUUGUUUAGCACGUUUUCUAACAUGAUAUAUUUUCUAAGUGUAGACAAGGCCACAGAUACUUAACCACAGCAAUUAGCAUAGUUACUCCCAUAGUUGUAAUCUAAUACCUAUCCACAUAAGAUGGCAUUUGCUAGUGUUUUAUAGUGGCUGGCUGUGACUUCCUGGGACCCCAAAUGGGGAAAAUAGACUAUUUAGAGCCAACAAGUCUUCUCAUGAAUUGGGAUUGGAAACAAUUUAAUUGCUCGUGCAAAUGGGACAAAAUCGUUUUCAAAAGUCAUGCUUUUUCUCUAAUGAUGUUGAAAAUUGUUUUGUUCCAUACAUUAAAUUCAAUGGCUUUCAGCAUUGCUUCACUGGGACCUGUUGCUAAUAACUGAUCAAUUUCCUAGUAUACAUGGGGAUUUAGAACUCAAAUUAAGUGUUGGGAACAGGCAUGGAGACUGAAUGACUUGGAUCUUCCCACACACAGUUAAAGGUGUGUCAUCUGGGCAAAGCAAGAAGCCUAUAUUGAUACUGCCUCUGAUUAACCUAUUCUGUGGAGAGAAGGCUUCAUUUUCCAUCACUGUCAUCCAAGCCUUUGUCACAAUCACAUAUCUGAAAUGCUCAUUAAAAUAGAUUUAUAUUUUAAAAUCAAUGUGAGCUUAGUUUAACCGAGAGUCUCUUUAGCUAUUAUGCUUUUAGAGUAGAUUUUUAAUACUUCUACUAUUAUUCAUGUGUCAGAUUUGAGCAAUAGAAAGACGAGGUGGGUGAGCUAAUAUCUUUUAUUGGACCAACUUCUGUUGGUGAGAGAGACAAGCUUUCGAUCCACGCAGAGCUCUUCUCUAGGUUUGGGAAAGGUACUCCAGCGUCACAGCUAAAUGCAAGGUGGAACAGACUUCUGAGCAUAAGUAGUUAGCAUAUACUCUAAAGGACCAUUCAAGGUAGGACUGACAAUUACAACUACACUGCAUAUUUGAGCAAUGAAAUUUACAGCGUAGGUAGUGAUUAGCAAGUGGAUUAAGUGGACUUUUGCGCUGGCAGCUAAGAAGACAGAUUUCCACUGAAAUCAGUUGAAGUUAGGAACCUAAAUACCGUUGAGGAUCUGGACCCAAGGCCCCAGUUCUGAAAAGCAUUUAUGCACAUGCUUAUGUAUAACCCUAAUUAGGUCAGAACAGGUCUUGCGUAAUUUUAAGCAUGUGUUUAAGUGUUUUCCUGAAUUGGAAUGCUUUCCUGAAUAGAGCCAAAAUGAUCAUGAAAGUGGCAGAAUGUAUCAAUUUUGUUGUUGUUAAUGUUUUAUUUUAAUUAUCCAAAAAUAAACCAUGACAAUGUGUUCUACUUUAUAUUUGUAAUGUGUCUUUCCUCCUAGCUCGACCUUCGGCAUUCUGAGGUGCUUUCUCCUCACUCUGGUAACGAUCACUUCUCAAUGAGUAAGAAUAUUUUGUUUCCAAUGGUGUGUAUUUGUGAUGUUAAAGGUUUACAAAUACUAUAAUGUCAAGGCUCUCUCGGUCGGAGAGUAACUGAUCUUCAAGUUCCAUGAGUCAAAUUUCAGACAGCUGCCAUAAAAUGAGAUAUCUCGGGGUGAACAUCUCAUAUCUUUGAUGCCAAGCCUGCUUCAGAUUUCCAUAUAAGAAAGGAGAGAGAUUUUUAUCAUGCCUUUUGUGAUGAUAAAAAGAACCAUCCAUAUUAAACAAAGAACUGGAGCUAGAAGUGCAGGGGACAUGCAAUCAAAGGUUAAAAUGUUGUAAGCAUUUGGAAAACUAGUGAGACUGAGGAGAAUAAUAAACAGAAAAGGACAAGAGUGACAGUACAGUUCUUGUGUGGUUGUAUAGCAAGGUGUGGCCAUGCAUGGACAAUUUGGGCUUUUUGUUGUUGUUUUUCUUCCCCCUCACUGCUAAUAGGUGAGAUGGCAGAAGUGCCUUUUUAGAAUGGUUUGGAUGUGGUGAGGGAGGGGCAGCUCAGGCGCUGACCCUGCAAUUGCACCUUCACAGAUGCUGCUGCAAGAUCAAGGCUGUUGGGCCCAGCAGCAUUGCCAUCCCCAUAUUUUCAAAAAACCACAAGUCGGGCCUCCAAAAUCAGGAACUUGGCUUUAAAAUCAUGAGAUUUUUGAAAAAUAAUUUACUUGCCUUCUGCUUUCUGAGCCUUUAGAGUUCAUGCUUUCAGGCUUUUCUCCACAGUUAUAAGGAGUGGAAACUUACUUUUUAAAAAAUGAAAUCUGAGAUUCCCUGGUAAUCCCAUGAAUCCAGGGGCUGGGCCUUUAGGAAAACCACCAAAUAUUGCAAUAAACUCACAAGCAUUGGCAAUGCUGGAACAGGGAAGGGAAGAGCAUGCUAAGCUUAAGGGUAGCAUGGAAGAGGCCUCAGAGAUGCGGCCGUCUGUGAGAGAAGGACAUAACAGGAGUACUGAGGCUGGUGUCAUUGGUAGAGUGGAGAGGGCAGGUGGGGUGAUGUAUACGGAGACUAAGUCAAAUAAUAUAAUUUGCAAACAUCAUUACUGUCAUGUUUAUCCUCUCCAGCAGAUCAUGACUGGUAAAUAAAGACCACAGAUCCCUAUGCUCUCUUUCCCCCAAACUGAUACAUUGCCAUUUAUCAUCUUUACUCUUUUUGUACAGUCUCUUAACUAUUUUGGACCCUGAUUCUCUUCCUGACCCUACCACUGAUUUGCCUUCUGGCCCCAGGCAAAUUAUUUAAUCUGCUUGUGUCUCUGCAUCCCCAAUGUAAAAUAGACACACAUUUUUAUAAAGCAAUUUAAGAGUGAUGGGUGAAAAGCAGAAUAUAUGCACCGUUAUAUUGCAUAUUUUGAAAGUCCUUUAAAACUGGGUACCAACUAUCUAAUCCUACCAUUAUUGUACAGAGGGGGAACCAGCACCUCCACAAAGUGGGUAGUUUUCUUUUUCAUUCCACCUCGAGGAGAAGAUAACUUACUAGGCAGAACAAUACAAUGAUUUGCUGUUUGCUAUGUUCAAAUCUCCAGCCUGCAUAAUCUUUGGGUGAGAGGUCAUCUAGAUCAAUUUUUCCAGCCUGUGGAAUUGGUGUGAGAAGUGGACCUUUAUACAGUUGAUUCAUAAGAGAAAAUAUACAGAAUACUCCUGUGCUCUUUUCUCUUUAAGGCACACCCUAAUGUAGUUUCUGAGAGGUCAAAGUGCAACCUCAUAGGUAGACAAGCUCUACAGUCUCCUUGCGUAAAUAUGGCAUUCUUCACGCCUCAGAAUCUCAGCUUCUAUUAAAAUACCUACUGCUUCAGCACAAAGGCAGUCAAAGAGGCAGCACGUACAGGUGUAUCUCUCAAGUGUCCUUUGUUUUUUUGCAAAAAAGAUUCUCUUUACCCUUUCUCCGCUGCAUGUUGUCCUUUUUUUGACUUGCUGACGUGUUCUCUGGGCAUAUACUGAUGCCAGUUACAGUGACAAAUGAUAAAGCUCUUGGUAUGCCAGGGCUGCACCACUGUAGGACAGGGAUUGAAAACUUGCGAAUCUAAUUGAAAACUUUUCCAUCAGAGUUCCCAAUUGCUGUAAAAUGUUAACCACUGUAAAACGCUUGUUUGAAAACAGCAAAUGCUUUCCCCAAAUGUUGACAAAUUAAAAAAAAAAACCCAAAAAACAAAACUGGUGAAAUUUCAAAGGCUUUCAACCAAUUCUAGUGUAGAUCACAAUUUAACAGUGAGAUUAUCUUGUGGACAUUUCCCCUUGCAUUGACUGUUAUGUUCUACCAUUCACAACUGUAUAUGGACCGUCUCUUCUCUGAUACCUAAUUGCACAGCACCCAUCUGGCAACUACAGCAGCUGCUCAUGUGGAAAAGUAACAUUAGGGAAGUAAUGUGGUUUUUUUUAGCAUCUUUUAAUGCAGUUUAGCAACUGGAAACAAGGAGGCGAGCCGGGAUCAUGU